AUGAAGGUGGCGCUGCUCUUCCCCGCGCUCUGUGCGCUGCUAGCGACGCCUGCUGUGGCUUCAGGGCGUCAUGCCUCCGUCUCCAGUGAGUCUGGACGUCCAGCCGUGCUCUGGUACGCCCCUUUCCUCAGCGGCGGCGGCUACUGCAGCGAAGCGCACUCGUACGUCGUGGCCGUGGACGCUGCACUGGGGGAGUCAACUGCAAUGGAACCCCCUUUUGAGCUGCUGAUUACGCAGCACGGAGACUCGCUGAACCCGUCUUUCAUCCGAGACCUGCCCGAGGACAUGCGCUCCAAGCUGGAGCACCACUGGAUCGAGGAGCGGGACUUCUACUGGCGGCUCAAGAACAGGAAGAUCGCGCUGGCAAUUUGUCACUCGGAGCCCGGCGCCUGGGAGCCCGCGCACUACAUGACGUCCAGGUGUCCGCCGGAGAAGGCCCAGUACAAGGUCGGACGAACCAUGUUCGAGACGGACCGAGUGCCCAAGGGCUGGCCCGAGAGGAUGAACAAGAUGGACGAGAUCUGGGUGCCUACCAAGUUCCAGGAGAAGGUGUUUGUUGACGGCGGGGUCAGGCCUGAAGCCGUGAAGGUCGUACCGGAAGUCGUUGACGUGGACUUCUUCGACCCGGACAAGGUGGAGCAAGUGUACGAUCUGGCGAGCGAGACGGCGUUCGAGAUGACGGACAAGACCACCGUGUACUUGUCCAUUUUCAAGUGGGAAGAGCGCAAGGCCUGGAAGGUGCUGCUCACUGCGUACUUUGAGGCGUUCUCGGUUGAGGAUGAGGUGGUUCUUGUGCUGCUUACGAACGGUUACCACACUUCGUCGUCGUCGGCUGGGGACUUCCAGAGUCUUAUCGAGAAGUUUGCUUCAGAAGCAGUGGACAAACCGCUGAGUGAGCUGCCGCACGUUCACGUGCUGCCCCCGCAUAUCUCUCAGGAGGCGAUGCCAUCGCUGUACAAGGCUGCUAAUGCGUUUGUCCUCCCGUCGCGUGGAGAGGGAUGGGGCCGGCCGCAUGUCGAGGCCAUGGCUAUGGAGCGCCCCGUGAUCGCUACGUUCUGGAGUGGCACUACGGAGUACAUGACGGAGGAGAACUCGUACCCACUCCAGAUUGAUGGCCUUAUCGAGAUCACUGAAGGCGCUUUCUGUGGCCACAUGUGGGCUGACCCCUCCGUGAAGCACCUCAAGGAGCUGUUGAUUCGCGUGAAGGAGCAUCCGGAGGAAGCGGUUGCGAAGGGUAAACACGCGCGCGAUGACAUGGUGGCCAAGUAUUCGCCGGAAAUCAUUGGAGAAAUCGUUCUGGGUCAUAUUACGCGAAUUUUGGAGCACGUUGCGGCCAAGGAAGAGGCCACUCAAUCUGCAGGGGCGCAUGAAGAGCUAUAG
Messenger RNA from Phytophthora sojae, 1380 nucleotides. RefSeq lists its product as hypothetical. The transcript is spliced from 4 exons. Gene Ontology annotation, molecular function: glycosyltransferase activity. The record is from RefSeq and is a predicted model, not a curated record. Lineage: Eukaryota; Oomycota; Peronosporomycetes; Peronosporales; Peronosporaceae. The coding region runs from base 1 to 1380 and encodes 459 amino acids.